Molecule: messenger RNA, 3076 nt
Organism: Loxodonta africana (African savanna elephant)
Lineage: Eukaryota; Metazoa; Chordata; Mammalia; Proboscidea; Elephantidae
Gene: PNPO
Product: pyridoxamine 5'-phosphate oxidase
Exons: 7
Coding region: 97-786 (229 amino acids)
Biological process (GO): pyridoxal 5'-phosphate biosynthetic process; pyridoxine biosynthetic process
Molecular function (GO): FMN binding; pyridoxamine phosphate oxidase activity
Source: RefSeq, a predicted model, not a curated record
GGGCGUCGCCGUGACGUUCGGGCGUCGCCGUGACGUUCGGGCGACGGGGCCGAGUGGCUGGGCUACCUCCGUCGCCUGUGCAGGUGUGGUGCUGUCAUGGACCUGGGACCGAUGCGCAAGAAUUACCGCGGGGACCGAGAGGCAUUUGAGGAGGUUCACCUGACCUCCCUGGACCCCAUGAAGCAGUUUGCUGCCUGGUUCCAGGAGGCCGUUCAGUGCCCUGACAUAGGAGAAGCCAAUGCCAUGUGUCUGGCCACCUGCACCAGGGAUGGAAAGCCCUCUGCCCGCAUGCUGCUGCUGAAGGGUUUUGGCAAGGAUGGCUUCCACUUCUUCACCAACUAUGAGAGUCGAAAAGGAAAAGAGCUGGACUCUAAUCCCUUUGCUUCCCUUGUCUUCUACUGGGAGCCUCUUAACCGUCAGGUGCGAGUGGAGGGACCUGUGAAAAAGCUGCCCGAGGAGGAGGCCGAGCGCUACUUCCACUCCCGCCCCAAGAGCAGCCAGAUUGGGGCUGUGGUCAGCCACCAGAGCUCUGUGAUCCCCGAUAGGGAGUAUCUGAGAAAGAAGAAUGAGGAACUAGAGCGGCUCUACCAGGAACAAGAGGUGCCUAAGCCAAAGUACUGGGGUGGCUACGUCCUGUGCCCGCAGGUGAUGGAGUUCUGGCAAGGCCAAACCAACCGCCUGCACGACAGGAUUGUCUUCCGGCGACUACCGGCAGGAGAUUGCCCUUUGGGAUCCAUGACCCACCGUGGGGAGGAGGAUUGGCUGUAUGAGAGACUUGCACCUUAACUCCGGAGUCUGCCUGCACGGCUGGAACUGGGGCAAGGUGCUACAAGACAGUGUGGGAUGGGGAGCCAGCCACCUCUAAAGUCAACCCAUUUCCCUCCCCACCUUUGUAUUAGGGCUCUCCAGAGUUUGUCCUCCCAGUUCUCUCAAUUACCUGGCCAGUAGAGUGUAACAGUGGCAUAGAAAAUCACAAAUGGGCAAUAAUCCCAUAAUUAGUUUUCUUCACCUUGAUGAGGAUUUAUUCUAAUAGCUCCCUCUUGGGGUAACAGGUGGUAUGAUUCGCUUCUCUGGUAACACCUGGUGGGCCCCCAGCAGCCCUGCCUGUUACCAUGUGAUGGGUCAUACUAGCCAGAGCUGAUUGGUUCCAGUGUAGGCACCUGAGCCAAUCUCACCAGUCAGAUUUUCUUGUCAACAAUUUGAAAUUUGGAAUGGAGAGGCCCAGAGGACAGGAGUCUUCAUAGUCAAUCCAUUGACGGCAGCCAAGAAGCAACAGGUCUCUGGUUGUAGCUGUUGGGAUUCCCCCAAGAUGCCCUAGCCCCCUGCUUCCCAGGUCUGGGCUGUACAGUUUCUCCUUCUGCCUCACAGCGCCACACUAUCCCUCAUAUUCGGUUUUUGGCUUAAGAAAGCUGGAAUUGAUUUCUGUUGCUUGCAGCUAAAAGCCUUAACUAAUACAUUGACUGAUAGGAUAUUUUAGUGGCAUGUGCCCUAUGAUUACUGCCUUCCAUUAUUUGAAGCACAGAUUAAUUUUUUAAUCCAGAGGCUCCAUGAAUGGGAGUUGCAGGGAAGCUGGUUUCAUCUCAAUAUGGGGGCAGAUUUUAAACAAUCAGAGUGCCCAAGAGGGAGUGGGCUGCUUGUUAGGUGAUAAGUUUCUUGUAACUAGGAGUAUGCAAUCCCAGUUAGCAAUUGGUAGCAGGGAUUCAUGUGCUGGGUGCUCUGCAGGCUGAGAAGAUUUUAAUCAAUCUUCAUUUUUCCUGUUUGUUUAUAAAAUCUGUAUAUAUGUGGGUUUGUUUUUUUUUUUUGACACAUACAUACAUCAUUUUCCUGUUGUUAGAUGCUGUCGAGUCAAUUCCGACUUGCAGUGACCCCAUGUGGCAGAGUAGAACUGCCUCAUAGGGUCUUCUAGGCUGUAAUCUUUAUGGAAGCAGAUUGCCAGGUCUUUCUCCUGUGGAGCAGCUGGUGGGCUCAAACCCCUGACUUUUCGGUUAGCAGCUGAGUGCUUAACCGUUGCGCCACCAGGGCUCCUUUUCCUAGCAUAAAAUUAAAUUAUUGUAGAAAUUAUGCCUUUCAGACUACUCACAACCCCCCUUCCCCCACUCCCCACUUCUACCCAUGCUGACCACCUAGACCUGUGGUUUUCAACCACAAUGGACUCACCUGGGGAGCCUUAAAAGUCCUGCUGCCUGGUUCCCCCCUUCAGAGAUGUUUUAACUAGCCUGGUCUACCGCAUGGGUGCAUUCCAGACUAGAAUCCCCAAGGAGUUCUUGUGGAGCCAAGAUUGAGACCCGUGGUCUAGAUCCUUGCUAGUCACAGUGUGGGCCAUGGGCCAACAGCACCAGCAUUCCCCAGAACCAGUUAGAGGUGUAGACCCUCGGGCUCACCCCAGACUCCCUGAACUCUGUUCUCCAUUUCCACAAGGCCCCCAGGUGACCGUCUGCACUGGCCUCAGCCUCUAGACAACAACCUCCCCCAUCACAGCCUGUGAGUCUUUAAUAACCUGGGCUGAGGCCUCUGCUGAAAUGUAUUUGCUUUCCUUGAGCACACACCUGGUGACCAGGGACAGCCUGGAGGAGAGGUGUGCUGCUGUGGAGAGGAGCCAGGCUGGCAAAUGUUUGCUGUGACUAAGCCGGGAUCAGAGAACUGACUAGUAUUUGCACUUUUUGGCAGUGAACUUGCUACUCUGUCAACUGUACUUCAUUUGACUGUAAUGGGCGUGGGGUUUAGCAUCUCUUACUGACUGGGUUCCUCCAAGGGCAGCCUCUCCUGUGUUGAUCCCCCCUAAACCUGAGUGCAGGGAGGCACAACAUUAACCUCGUGGCCACCUUCAGGAGAGGGUGCCAGGAUGCCCUUCACUGCCUUGUCCUUUGUGUCCUUGUGCCAUAAGUUUUAGGAGUCCAUGUAUGCGUGUGUGUGCGGCGCGCACACGCUUGGAGACGUUCAGCACCCUACCUGUGUUCUUGGGGGCUGUGUAUCCCCCCCAGCUUUGAUCCUGGUCUCAGCUGCACCUUUCAGAUUUUCCAGCAAAUAGUCAAUCCCGAAUAUGUAAUAAAAGCCUGUCAACUGUGCGUGAUUUUAA